This is a messenger RNA of Hirsutella rhossiliensis, 2097 nucleotides long. RefSeq names its product trehalase domain-containing protein. The transcript is spliced from 2 exons. The record is from RefSeq and is a predicted model, not a curated record. Lineage: Eukaryota; Fungi; Ascomycota; Sordariomycetes; Hypocreales; Ophiocordycipitaceae. Gene Ontology annotation, molecular function: alpha,alpha-trehalase activity. The coding region runs from base 1 to 2097 and encodes 698 amino acids. Gene Ontology annotation, biological process: trehalose catabolic process.
AUGGCGUCCCUGAGACAUGUCGUCGUCGCCGCCGUCACGGCCUUGGGCCCGGCGGGCGUCUCGGCCCUCUUCACAAACGGCUCCGUCGUCGCCCCGUGCGACUCGCCCAUCUACUGCCACGGCGACAUCCUCCAGGAGAUUGAGCUGGCCCAGCCGUUUGCAGACUCCAAGACCUUUGUCGACAUGCCCGCCACAAAGUCGCUCCAGGAGAUCCAAGACGCCUUUGCCAAGCUUGCCAAGCCCGUGAAAAACGACUCGGCCCUGCACGACUUCCUCAACCAGCACUUUGGCCAGGCCGGCGGCGAGCUGUCCCCCGUGCCGCGCGACCAGCUCAAGACGGAUCCCCUCUUCCUCAACAACCUCUCGGACACCGUCAUCCGCGAGUUCGUCGGCAAGGUCAUUGACAUCUGGCCCGACCUGACGCGCUCUUACUCGCCCUCGACGGGCAACUGCUCCGCCGCAGACGGGGGCCAGUGCCCGAGCAGCUUCAUCCCCAUCAACCACACCUUUGUCGUGGCCGGCGGCCGCUUCCGCGAGCCCUACUACUGGGAUUCGUACUGGAUUCUCGAGGGCCUGCUGCGCACGCGCGGGGCCUUCACCGAGAUUGCGCGCAACACGAUUGAUAACUUCCUCGACUUGGUGGAGCGCUUCGGCCUGAUCCCUAACGGCGCCCGUGUCUACUACCUCAACCGCUCGCAGCCGCCCAUGCUGACGCAGAUGGUGCGCAUCUACAUGGAACACACGGGCGACGCCGCCAUCCUCGACCGCGCCCUGCCGCUGCUCGUGCGCGAGCACGACUUCUGGGCCCGGAACCGCUCCGUCGACAUCGCCGGCCCCUGCGGCAAGAACUACACCCUCUCGCGCUACGCCGUCGAGAACACGCAGCCGCGGCCGGAGUCGUUCCGCGAGGACUACCAGAUGGCGAACAACGCGUCGUACUUCUCCGCCACCUCGGGCAGCGUCUUCAACGAGACGGCGCCCCUCGACGACGCCCAGCGCGCCGAGCUCUACGCCAACCUGGCCACGGCCGCCGAGUCGGGCUGGGACUUCUCGUCGCGCUGGCUGUCGCGCCCGCAGGACUCGGCGCGCGACGACUACUUCCCGCUGCGCUCGCUCAACGGCCGCAACGUGGUGCCCGUGUGCCUCAACUCGAUUCUCUACGCAAACGAGCGCGCCAUUGCCGGCUUCUUCCGCCAGAGGGGCAACGGCUCGGCCGCCGGCGACUGGGACGGCCGAGCCGCGCGCCGCAGCGAGGCCAUGCACGCGCUGCUGUGGAACGAGACGCUCUUCACCUACUUCGACUACAACCUGACGUCGCGCGCCCACGACGUCUACGUGCCCGUCGACGACGACGCCGCCGCCGAGGACAAGACGGGCGCGCCCGAGGGCUACCAGGUGCUCUUCCACGCCGCGCAGCUGUUCCCCUUCUGGCUCGGCGCCGCGCGCGAGGACCUCAAGAAGCCGUCGGCCGUCAAGAGGGCCUACGCCCGCGUCGCGCGCUACCUCGACGCGCGCGCCGGCGGCAUCCCGGCCACAAACUACCAGACGGCCCAGCAGUGGGACCAGCCCAACGUGUGGCCGCCCCUCAUGCACCCGCUCAUGCAGGGGCUGCUCAACACGGCCCCGGGGCCGGAGCCCUCGGGCCCCGCUCCGGCCGGCGGCGCCGACGAGCAGCAGGCCCACCGCGACGUGCACGCCCUGGCCGUCAAGCUGGCCCAGCGCUACCUCGACUCGACCUUUUGCACCUGGUACGCCACGGGCGGCUUCACCUCGGAGACGCCCAAGCUGCCGGGGCUGACCGACGCCGACACGGGCAUCAUGUUUGAAAAGUACGCCGACAACUCGACCAACGUGGCCGGCGGCGGCGGCGAGUACGAGGUCGUCGAGGGCUUCGGCUGGACCAACGGCGUCCUCAUCUGGGCUGCCGACACCUUCUCCGCCGAGCUGAAGCGCCCGGACUGCGGAGACAUCAAGGCUGCCAAGAGCGGCGCUGACGGAGGCGGUGGCAAUGCGCGGCGCAGCAGCAGCGCCGUCCAUCUCGAUGCCCGGGAUGCGCGGAGGAUAAAGAUGUUUGGUAGCCGGCCUAAUAAGAGGUAA